This is a messenger RNA of Saccoglossus kowalevskii, 673 nucleotides long. Its product is annotated as adenosine 5'-monophosphoramidase HINT3-like. The record is from RefSeq and is a predicted model, not a curated record. NCBI's taxonomy places the organism in Eukaryota, Metazoa, Hemichordata, Enteropneusta, Harrimaniidae. Gene Ontology annotation, molecular function: catalytic activity.
GUUUUCACUGAAAGUUUUUGUUGGCCAUUAUGGGAGACACAUCGUGGAUUGUUAAAACUCCUGAACAGAUAGAAGAGCGAGAAAGAAAGCAGAAAGCGCACGAUAAGCUCGUUGAAUCAUGCGUAUUUUGUAAUAUCGCUUUCAGGAAUGAUUUAAGAGCCGACAUAUUAUACAAGGAUAGUAAAUAUGUUGUAUUCCGUGAUAUCAGACCAUCAGCCAAAGAACAUUAUCUCGUUGUGACAAAGAAGCACAUCAAAAACUUGAAGCAACUAUCCUAUGAUGAUAUACCAAUGAUUGAGAACAUGAUAGAUGUUGCUAAGGCAACCCUUGUGAAGAAUGAAGCAGACCCUGAUAAUGCAAGAAUCGGAUUUCACCUUCCGCCAUUGGUCAGUGUGGAUCAUCUACAUAUGCAUGUCAUAGCACCAGCCGAUAAAAUAGGAUUCUUUGGUCGUCUUAUGUUCAGACCAGAUUCUUAUUGGUUUUUAACAGUAGAAACAUUUCUGGAACAACUUCGUGCAAAAGAAAGUGAGUUUUGGGGCUCUGAAAAAAUGAUGUCAAAUUGGUAUGUCGAACCGUACAUGAGGUAACCGAUGACAACCGAUAUAAAUUGACUGAGGACAAGAAAAUCCAUGUAGAUAAGAAUGAACCAUCAUCAUCAAGUCAACCAAAAGAU